AUGCAAGAUUCUGUGCACCGCCCAAUCAGCGUGAAGGAGAACGCUGACAUGGCAUGGAGGAAUCGUUGGCUGUUACGGUGCCAUGACGGCACCCCUGCUCUGUGCGUGAAAAUCAACAGUGGAAAAUACUCACAUCACAUGCACACAGUGUGUUGCUCAAAUUUGACUUUGCGACUAAGCCUAGUUCACAAAACCCAAAUCCUGAUUGUUUUGCAUAUCAAACAGGCUUGCCAAGAAGCAUCUGAAAUGAUUAACCCUAUAGAAACUAAAGCCCCUGCACUUUCCUUCAUGAAAAGCGUGUCAAGAGCAGGUGCACCGUCAUCCAAGACACAUCCAACAAAACCAACAAGUUUGGGAUCCGUGACAGUUCACAACGCGUCUUUGGGUGAUAAACCUCAGAUCACUCCUAGCAAUGAAUACAGAGCAAUUAUCUUUGAAGGUCAAGGCAGAGUAAACCAACUGGGUGGGAUGUUUAUCAACGGUCGACCACUGCCUUAUGAGACAAGACUUAAAAUUGUACAGUUGGCAAACAGCGGAGUACGGCCAUGCGAUAUUUCACGCCAGCUCAAAGUUUCACAUGGAUGCGUCAGCAAAAUAUUACAGCGGUAUAACGAAACCGGCAGUGUGAGUCCUGGAGCUACGGGUGGGGCUCGUAAAUCUCGCUCAAACAUACAAACAGACAAAAUAUCCACAACUCGGAGGAAUGAGAUAGAAUGCAAUGGACCAAGAAAUAGGCCACAAUCAACAGAGGACCACCAUUCAAGACAGUUGCGUCAGAACACACUUCGAAAAUUCUCAAAUUCCUCGUCUGCACAAUCAGCUAACUCCUUCGAAUGGCUUAAAGAAAUGUCCAACCGAUUCACUUCUGCGAGAGAGGGUCAAAUGGAAGUUGAUUGCGUGGAUACUCCAGGAGAUGUUGAAGGGACAGGAUGCAUACGUUCGAUGCAACCUAGUAGUCAGUGUACAUCUGGCGCCAUAGACUUACGCACCUCCUACUGCUCGAAGUCGCACACAUUGGAACAGUUAUCGAAAAUCACCGAGGAAGACGGGUUCACUGUACAUCCCAUGGAGUUUCAGGAAAAUUCAUCACCUCAAGGCAUUACAAUUGAGGGAACAAAUCCGCGGACCAUUAGUUCAUCGAUCGAAUGUCAAGGUGCUGGUGAUUUCAAACACACUUCACCAUUGUCAACCAAAUUUGCUUAUACAGAAACCUCUCCUUCUGCAAAGCAUGACCUUCGGUCAACAAGCGUAACUGGCGCAAAUUAUGAUGUGACAGAGACGCACAAUGGGGAGGAAACACGAACUAUCAGCUGUUCUAAAAUGAAACAUAAGAAGUUUUCCAAUAUAAUGGUCCCUUCCCCCAACCCCCAUUUUCCAGAAUUUUCUCCACAGCACGAAGACGAAGAGUUGGCCAUAAUCGGGGGUCCUCGUAACCAUCAGAACGCAAAGCGUCAAUAUUACGGCGAAGAUGUGAUGCAGUGUGAAGCACUAGGAGAAGGUAUUAAAGGACAUCAGGACUUUCAGUGUCCUGCUUCAUUGAAUUACUCGGUAUCGCGCUUGAAAGGGGAUGAGUGCGCUGAACCAAAACAGACCGUCGUGGCGGAAACAUCUUCAUCAGAACUAGAGGUGGCCAUGAUAGAGUCACAAGACGAGUAUUCACAUGAAGAGACCUCUCCAGCAGAUUCUAGAGGCAUUGAUCCCAGCUUGGCCGCAUCCGUUGGGAGAAGGAAUAGAACCACCUUUUCAGAAAAUCAGAGAUGGCCUUCCAACGAACACACUAUCCAGAUCUACAAGUGCGUGAAUACCUCGCCGCGCGUACCAAUCUGCCAGAAUGCAAGAUACAGCAUUCAGAUAACCACCACUGUGAGGCGGUGUCUAAACGGAUAUUCAUUUAGUGGUCUGAAUACUCAGAUCGUAGCAUUUGAGCUGAUAAUGCUUAUACUUUAUGUCACUGCGUUAAAGGUGUGGUUCAGCAAUCGGCGUGCUCGCUGGCGGAAACAACUGGUUAUGGCACAAGAGACUGGGCAGCAGCCGGCAGCUACGGUUGAGUCUCCAAAUAUAAAACCCACACUGUCGUCCUACAAGAGUCCAGAUGCAUUUCAUACUUGGUCAGGUGAUCGCUGGCCUUACUGGAUAUCUCGUACACCAGAGAAAACUCGACCUACGUUCUCUGUGCAUGACCUUCUGCCCACAGGCCUCAUACCACUUCCCAGGACUCCCGAACCCUUACCUACCAUUUCAACACUCCGCCCAACGCAAGGCAGUACGGACACACAAACCUCACCUUUCGCUCAACACUCCCUAUUUUCAAAGCCACGAUUCACGGUUCCCUUUGUUGGAAUGAAUGUGCCCCUUCAACCUUCCCAUAUCGAUUUGGGUCCAUUUUCUGCCAACAUCACUCAUCAGGAUCUACAGUUAUCUUCUGCGCAGUAUUCACACAGAAAAUCGGACAAUGAAAAACCUUCAUUCCUUGAAUUUGCAAAAGCAGAUAACUCGGUACGGACACCUUUGUUCGACAGAGAAGAUAAAAACAACCUCGUCAAAAUACAACCAACUCUGUCUUCUACCCAGUGGCUGAUGGCACAGGGGUUCUUCACAAGAAUGUACUCAGUGAAAUACCGUGAAGACUGCAGAAACCUACCUGACUGGUUUUGGGUUUUUCAUCUGUCAUCCAAUCCACCACGAAAAAAUUGUCAGAUAUCCCACCAUAGUGUUUUCACUCCGCUCUGUCCUCCACAGCAUUGA
Messenger RNA from Opisthorchis viverrini, 2745 nucleotides. RefSeq lists its product as hypothetical. The transcript is spliced from 10 exons. NCBI's taxonomy places the organism in Eukaryota, Metazoa, Platyhelminthes, Trematoda, Opisthorchiida, Opisthorchiidae. Gene Ontology annotation, biological process: anatomical structure development; regulation of transcription by RNA polymerase II. Gene Ontology annotation, molecular function: DNA-binding transcription factor activity, RNA polymerase II-specific; RNA polymerase II cis-regulatory region sequence-specific DNA binding. The record is from RefSeq and is a predicted model, not a curated record. The coding region runs from base 1 to 2745 and encodes 914 amino acids.